Coregonus sp. 'balchen' is the source of this 7184-nucleotide messenger RNA. The record is from the annotation of a GenBank genome assembly. NCBI's taxonomy places the organism in Eukaryota, Metazoa, Chordata, Actinopteri, Salmoniformes, Salmonidae.
AUGUACAAGAAAAAGUAGGUUUUGCUCAAUGUUAAGGACAACUAAAUAAAAAACACUCUAUUUCAAAUUGAGUAGAUUAAAUAUUUUCUGAAAAGUAUUCACACUGUAGUAGAGUUAAUUAUUUGAACCACAGUCCAAAGAAAUUCAGCUUGCCACAUGUGCAGGAGGUUUUUGUACCAGCAGUAAUAGGGAUUGUAUCACUGUGGUACACUUUUGGUAGCGGCACCAGACUAGAUGUUGGAAGUAAGUAACAAGCUCUUUUGAUAUUAAUGUCAGCUAAUUUUUGGGGGUAUUUGACUUUCUUAAACUCUGUCUACGAACAUUUUGCGAUUUUACAUAUUUUACUUUCUAAAAAAUAUAGUUAUUUCUAUUACUUUUGACGAAGCCUUCUUUCAAAUAACAUUUUAUUUAACCAAAAUGUUAAAAUGUAGGUGUUUAUUUAUAUGACUGGUUUGAUGGAUUGAAGAGUAUAAUUCUAGAAUGAUAACUACUUAAUAAUAUUGAAUAUAGUUGUUGCAUUGUGUAUUACUGUUUGUGUGCGAUUGUUGAUCUUUAACUCUCAAAUAUUUUUAGUUAAAUUUAGCUUUUGAAUGAGCCUUCUUUCAAAUAUAUAUUUAUUGAAUCAAAAUGAUAAAUUGUAGGAUUAUUUGAAUGUCUGAUUCAUAUAUUUCCUAAUUCUGAUAUAAUAACUAUUUAAUAAUGUAAUAGUAUAGUAUAUAGUAUUCAUCAUUGUUGCAUUGUGUUCAUGGUAGACUUCACUGUUAGUGUGAAGACAAAGGGUCUCAGUUAUGUUUGUAACAGACUUCAAGGUUGAUAUGUGAAUAAAAUAUAUUAUUUUCAUAUUUAGAAGGCAUUUCCAAUUCACUUUAUUUUGAUGUGUCCUUUUGCUGAAGAUAAUAUCUUACUGUAGCUGUACUUGAUGUAGUUACUUAGUUGAUGUGUUCUGUUUGUUCAAGGUAACAGAGCCCCCACCCUCACCGUCCUGGCCCCCUCUAGUGAGGAGCUGUCCACUAGAACAACAGUCACACUGACGUGUCUGGCCAACAAGGGCUUCCCCUCAGACUGGACCAUGAGCUGGAAAGUGGACGGGACCAGCAAGAAGCAGGAGGCCAGUCCCGGGGUCCUGGAGAAGGAUGGCCUGUACAGCUGGAGCAGCAUCCUGACUCUCACUGCCCAGGAGUGGACCAAGGCAGGAGAGGUGACCUGUGAAUCCCAGCAGAAAUCCCAGACUCCAGUCACCAAGACCCUGAGGAGGGCUGAUUGUUCUGGGUAGGACCCCUCAGUCACACAGCCCUGUGGAGAGAGGCUACUGGUUCCUCUGCUUUGACUCUGUUCUGAGAUCAGAUGUUAUAUGUCUUAUUGAUCACUGACAUGUAGACUAACAGAUGGCUUUGCUUGAGUUCAUGUGUCAAUCCUCUCUGUAGACUGAGGUUGUAUCAGUGUUAGAUUUGAUGUCUUCUGCUUUAUUACUAUUAGAUACUGUAGGAAUGUUUGCUUUGAUGCUUUGAUUAAUAGAUGAAAAUAAAGAUUUCCCUUUGGAACAAAUAUUUUUGAUGUCUCUUUCAAUAAUUAGAUUUUAGUCUUAAAUGUUGUUGAAUGAUAUAAAAUUAUAUUUAUAAAGCCUUGUUGACAGUUUGAAAACUAUGAGACCUAAAUGUCGUUGCUUAGUUAUUUAUGUUCUUACUUGAAACCACAACAUCAUCAACCAGUAGUUCAUAUUAACACAAUAUGCUACAAUGUUAACAGAUUAACAGGAUAUAUUUUGAUACUACAAUGUUAACAGAUUAACAGGAGAGGUCUAGAUACUACAAUGUUAACAGAUUAACGGGAGAGGUCUAUAUACUACAAUGUUAACAGCUUAACAGGAGAGGUCUAGAUACUACAAUGUUAACAGAUUAACAGGAGACGUAUAGAUACUACAAUGUUAACAGAUGAACAGGAGAGGUCUAGAUACUACAAUUUUAACAGAUUAACAGGAGAGGUCUAGAUACUACAAUGUUAACAGAUUAACAGGAGAGGUCUAGAUACUACAAUGUUAACAGAUUAACAGGAGACGUUUAGAUAAUACAAUGUUAACAGAUUAACAGGAGAGGUCUAGAUGCUACAAUUUUAACAGAUUAACAGAAGAGGUCUAGAUGCUACAAUUUUAACAGAUUAACAGGAGAGGUCUAGAUACUACAAUGUUAACAGAUUAACAGGAGAGGUCUAGAUACUACAAUGUUAACAGAUUAACAGGAGAGGUCAAGAUACUACAAUGUUAAUAGAUUAUCAGGAGAGGUCUAGACACAUGUAGUAGAUGGUACUCCUUAUUCAUCUUUCUUAGCACAGAUUUUGACCUGCUUGAUUUAUAGAUUUGUAAAGGCAGUAAUCUACAGAUGUAGGAUCUUCAUUUUGAUCAUCCUGUUGCAGGAGAUCCGUCACGCAAUGCUUGACAUUAACAUUUGCAGUGUAUUUGAGGUUUAAAAAGGAUUCUGAAUUUAGUAAUUUCCACUUUCAAAUUUCAGACUUGAUUUUCCUAUACGAUAAAUGUAUCAACCCCUACAAAAAUAUCAACACAACAAGCAACAAUUUUGCUGAUUUUACUGAUUUACAGUUCAUAUAAGGAAACCAGUCAAUUGAAAUAAAUGUAUUAGGCGCUAAUCUAUGGAUAUCACAUGACUGGAUAGUGUAACAGCCAUGAGUGGGGAUGGUAGGGCAUAGGCCCACCCACUGGGGAGCCACAGGCCCAGCCAAUCAGAAUGAGUUUUUCCCCACAAAAGUGCUUUAUUAUAGACAGAAAUACUCCUCAGUUUCAUCAGCUGUCCAGGUGGCUGGUCUCAGACGAUCCCACAGGUGAAGAAGCCAGAUGUGGUCCUGGGCUGGAGUGGUUACCCGUGGUCUGCGGUUGUGAGGCCGGUUGGACAUACUGCCAAAUUCUCUAAAACGACGUUGGAAGCGGCUUAUGGUAGAUAAAUGUACAUUCAAUUCACUGCCAGCAGCUCUGGUGGACAUUCCUGCAGUCAGCAUGCCAAUUGCACGCUUCCUCAAAACGUGAGACAUCUGUGACAUUGUGUUGUGCGACAAAACUGCACAUUUUAGAGUGGCCUUUUAUUGUCCCCAGCACAAGGUGUACCUGUGUAAUGAUCAUGCUGUUUAAUCAACUUCUUGAUAUGCCACACUUGUCAGGUGGAUGGACUAUCUUGGUAAAGGAGAAAUGCUCACUAACAGGGAUGUAAAGAAAUGUCUGCACAAAAUUUGAGAUAAAGAAGCUUUUUUUUGCGUAUAAUUACAAUCAACAUAAUAAUUCACAUUUCCUGUUGAUCCAGUAUUAUUUUCCUGCUGUAGCAAACUGGCUCAAAUUAAGAUCCUACAUCUGUAACGCCAUUGAACAUUUUAUUAAUAUCUUGGACUCUCACCAAUGUGAUUACACCUGCAUUAAGCUAAAUUAGUUUGAAAAGUUACCUUCAUAGUAUUACAAGAAUCACAUCUUCAAGAUAGUCAUAGUCUUCUCUACCUCCAACCCCCUGGGGACAGAGUGUACAUCUGGUGACAGUACUGUUCUAUUCUGGGACAAGCUGAACCACCCAGUCCUGUCUAUGUAAAUCUCAGUUUCACUCCCAUAGCUACCAGUCUAGCAGUUGAACAGUUUCACUGCCUGCAACACCCUGGACUGGGCCAGAUGUGAGGGAGUGACUGGUUUUAACCUCUGUGGUGGAUUCAGGAAGGGAGACAUAACAGAUAUUCCACCAUGUAAUUAAUGACAGAUAAAAUGGGUAUUAUACUGUAUGUAGAUAUGUGCAUACACAUGUAUAAUGUUUGUGCCCCGCAUCAUGUCUCGUUCACAGAUCUAACAGUCAGUAACCUGCUCAUCAAAAUAGUUAAUAUAAUGCUAGACAAUCACAUCAAUAUUUGGUUGUGAGGUACAGUACAUAUGGGGAUUUUAUCUAGGGGGGGUUGAUGCUGAUGUAACAUCGUCUUCACUUGAAUAUGGACUGGUAUUGUGAAUGUUUCCUAACUUCAAAUAAUGUUUAUAGGUGCACUUUCAGGCUGUGACACAUAUAACGAGUCACAACCAUGACAUGACGAUGAUGGUGGUGAUGAUGAUGAUGAUGGAAAACAUGUGGUCUGAAUGAUGCUUUCUAAACAUAUUCAAAGUUGACCUCCUCUACUGUCCAGUGUUCCAUGUCACUGUCUCUUCCCCCUCAGCACCUGCAGUAGGUCCCAGCUGUAGCAGUACAGUCACUGUGCAGUCUGACUGAGGGAGGUUUUUGUACGACUCUGUAUCACUGUGUGAACACAUAUUUACUAUUGGGAUAGUGGAAACUCUGACAGUAAUAAUCUCCUGCAUCUUCAGCCUGGACUCCACUGAUGCUCAGAGUGAAGUCACUAUGAGAUCCACUGCCACUGAAUCUAGAUGGAGUCCCAGACUGAAGUGUUGUAGCAUAGUAAAUAAGGAGUUUAGGAGCUCCUCCAGGUUUCUGGUGGUACCAGGCUAGAUAGUUAUUAGAAUACACAUUACUGCUGGUUUUACAGUUCAGAGAGACUGUCUGUCCUUGGAGAACAGCUUUCACUGCAGGAGUCUGAGUCACAACGUACUGUCCUCUGGAUUCUGAAAAAUAGAAUACAAACAUUUAUAUGAAAUGAAUAUUACAUAUAGUAAACAAUAGUUCUGAAUAAAAAAAGAAUGUUAAUAUACAUUAUACUUUUGUGUAGCUGUAAUAGUUUUAAAUAUUAACAUUAAUAGAAAUUGAUCCUUUCUGUAAAGAUAUAUUUUUUCAACAAUAAAUUUGGAAAAUGUUAACCUUGAAAGCAGAAAGCAAGUGUCCAGAUGAAGAUGGUGAUAAAAGUCAUGGUUGUUGUGGGUUCUGUUGUCAUGAAGGACAGCUCUCAGUCAUGAAGUGUUAAACUCACAGGGAUAUAAACACUUCCAGAGCAGUAAGGCAGAUGCAUUAUGCAAAUGAAUGUUUCAAAUCUAUUUCAGUUUCCAAAUAGGCUGCCAUAACAAGAAUGUAUUUUAUCUUGCAUGUAAAAUCAAACCGUAACUGUUUACUCUGAUAUCUGAUGCAUUGUAACUUUUAUGUCACACCACCAUUUUAUUUUAUUCUGAUGAUGAUCAGAUAUAAUGAACUGUCUGUUCACUCAUGCUUGGUCUCUUAUGUAAGUUCCUCUAAUCAGUUAGUGAACACUUCUCUAAACUAAAGCUGGUAGGAUUCCUCUGGUAGUGUUGUCUGUCCUCUGUGACUUUACCACCACUGUUAAAUCUGAGAUCAACAUCUUUAAUAAAGGAAUAUACAACAUGGAUCAUUAUCACUGCUGCUGCUGCUGUUGUUUUUAUGGAGGAAUACUCGCUACACUGGAUCUAAUGCUGGACUGUACCUACAGACUAGGAGAACACCUGAUACACAGAGGAAGAAAAAAAUAAUAAUAUCUGGAUUUAAGAUACAAUUCAUAUUUGUAUUAUCUAGAAACAGCUUAUAUGAAGUGUUUGCUCUACCUGGAAGAUGUUAAAGUGUAUUUGUGUUGAUUAUGCUUCUGUAUGAGUGAUCUUCACUGUAACAGCUGCAGCAUCACAACACAGAGAGGUUUUUGUACCAGCAGUAAUAGGGAUUGUAUCACUGUGGUGGACUUUUGGUAGUGGCACCAGAGUUGAUGUAGGAAGUAAGUAAACACAAAAUUAACUGUUUUAUUCAGCAUUUGAUGUCGUGAGUCAAUAUCUCUAUUAAUUGUGCCUCAAUAUUGAGGAUUUUUUAAAUAAAAAUUAAAAAAAAGAUUUUUUGAAAAAUAGACAAGGCCUACACAUACUAUGGCCAAUUUGAACAUGAAUUUUAUUACAUAUAAUCACAUUUGACCUACAUUUUUCUAUGAUGAGAGUGAUUAGCCUACAUUUUAGAUUAGUUGUAUGAAUCAACAUACUGCACCUAGUAGGAAAUGUACAAGAAAAAGUAGAUUUUGCUCAAUGUUAAGGAAAACUAAAUAAAAAACACUCUAUUUCAAAUUGAGUAGAUGAAAUAUUUUCUGAAAAGUAUUCAUACUGUAGAAGAGUUAAUUAUUUGAACCACAGUCCAAAGAAAUUCAGCUUGCCACAUGUGCAGGAGGUUUUUGUAGCAGCAGUAAUAGGGAUUGUAUCACUGUGGGCCACUUUUGGUAGCGGCACCAGACUUGAUGUUGGAAGUAAGUAACAAGCUCUUUUGAUAUUAAUGUCAGCUAAUUUUUGGGGGUAUUUGACUUUCUUAAACUCUGUCUACGAAAAUAUUGCGAUUUUACAUUUUUUAAUUUUUUUAAAAUGUAGUUAUUUCUAUUACUUUUGACGAAGCCUUCUUUCAACUAACAUUUUAUUUAACCAAAAUGUUAAAAUGUAGGUGUUUAUUUAUAUGACUGGUUUGAUGGAUUGCAGAGUAUAAUUCUAGAACGAUAACUAUUUAAUGAUAUUGAAUAUAGUUGUUGCAUUGUGUAUUACUGUUUGUGUGCGAUUGUUGAUCUUUAACUCUCAAAUAUUUUUUGUUAAAUUUAGCUUUUGAAUGAGCCUUCUUUCAAAUAUAUAUUCAUUGAAUCAAAAUUAUAAAUUGUAGGAUUAUUUGAAUGUCUGAUUUAUAUAUUUCCUAAUUUUGAUAUAAUAACUAUUUAAUAAUUUAAUAGUAUAGUAUAUAGUAUUCAUCAUUGUUGAAUUGUGUUCAUGGUAGACUUCACUGUUAGUGUGAAGACAAAGGGUCUCAGUUAUGUUUGUAACAGACUUCGUGAUCUAACAAGGUUGAUAUGUGAUGAAAAUAUAUUAUUUUCAUAUUUAGAAGGCAUUUCCAAUUCACUUUAUUUUGAUGUGUCCUUUUGCUGAAGAUAAUCUCUUACUGUAGCUGUACUUGAUGUAGUUACUUAGUUGAUGUGUUCUGUUUGUUCCAGGUAACAGAGCCCCCACCCUCACCGUCCUGGCCCCCUCUAGUGAGGAGCUGACCAGUAAAACAACAGCCACACUGACGUGUCUGGCCAACAAGGGCUUCCCCUCAGACUGGACCAUGAGCUGGAAACUGGAUGGGACCAGCAAGAAGCAGGAAGCCAGUCCCGGGGUCCUGGAGAAGGACGGCCUGUACAGCUGGAGCAGCAUCCUGACUCUCACUGCCCAGGAGUGGACCAAGGCAGGAGAGGUGACCUGUGAAGCCCAGCAGAAAUCCCAGACUCCAGUCACCAAGACCCUGAGGAGGGCUGACUGUUCU